GGAGGCACUCUGUUCUGCAAUCCAGAGAUGUCCGCGUAUUUAUAGGAAUUGCAUGAAGCCAGAGUCAUGGUGGAUGUAGGGAAGUGGCCCAUCUUCACUCUGCUCUCACCGCAAGAAAUUGCAUCUAUUCGGAAAGCAUGUGUCUUUGGCACCUCAGCCAGUGAGGCACUGUAUGUUACCGACGAUGAUGAGGUCUUUGUAUUUGGACUAAACUAUAGUAACUGUCUAGGAACUGGAGAUAACCAGAGCACACUUACACCCAAAAAGCUAGAAGCCUUAUGUGGAAAGAAGAUCAAAAGCCUUAGCUAUGGCAGUGGGCCACAUGUUCUUCUCAGCACUGAAGAUGGAGUUGUUUACGCCUGGGGCCACAAUGGAUACAGCCAGCUUGGGAAUGGGACAACCAGCCAAGGCAUUGCUCCCAUCCAAGUCUGUACCAAUCUCUUGAUCAAGCAAGUGGUUGAAGUAGCUUGUGGCUCACAUCAUUCAGUGGCCUUGGCAGCAGAUGGAGAGGUAUUUGCUUGGGGCUAUAACAACUGUGGCCAGGUGGGAUCAGGAUCUACAGCAAAUCAACCAACUCCUCGCAAAGUUACAAACUGUUUACAUAUUAAGCGGGUGGUAGGCAUUGCCUGUGGUCAGACUUCAUCCAUGGCUGUUCUGGACAAUGGUCAGGUAUAUGGCUGGGGUUACAAUGGCAACGGUCAGCUAGGCUUGGGAAACAAUGUCAAUCAGCUGACCCCUGUGAGAGUGGCAGCUUUGCACAGCGUGUGUGUGAACCAGAUUGUCUGCGGCUAUGCACACACUCUAGCACUAACAGAUGAGGGCUUGCUGUAUGCCUGGGGAGCUAACACGUAUGGGCAGCUGGGAACUGGCCAUAAAAAUAACCUGCUAAGCCCAACACACAUCAUGGUGGAGAAAGAAAGGGUAGUAGAGAUUGCAGCCUGCCACUCUGCCCACACGUCUGCUGCCAAGACCCAGGGCGGGCACGUGUACAUGUGGGGCCAGUGCCGGGGCCAGUCUGUCAUCCUGCCUCACCUCACCCACCUCUCCUGCACCGACGACGUGUUUGCCUGCUUUGCCACUCCCGCGGUCUCCUGGCGCCUCCUGUCUGUAGAGCAUGAAGACUUUUUAACAGUUGCAGAGUCACUGAAAAAAGAAUUUGACAGUCCAGAAACUGCUGACCUAAAAUUUCGAAUUGAUGGGAAAUACAUCCAUGUCCAUAAAGCUGUUUUGAAAAUCAGGUACUCGUCAGAAAUGAAAGCGAUGCCCUGUCUGGGUGGCUCAGCUGGUUGGAGCAUCGUCCCAUACAUUAAAAGGUGUGAGCACUUUCGAUCCAUGUUCCAGUCGUAUUGGAAUGAGGAUGUGAAAGAAGUGAUAGAAAUAGACCAAUUCUCUUACCCAGUGUACCGUGCCUUUCUGCAGUUCCUCUACACAGACACAGUGGAGCUGCCACCUGAAGAUGCUAUAGGUCUUUUGGAUUUGGCAACAUCUUACUGUGAAAACAGACUGAAAAAGCUUUGUCAGCACAUUAUCAAGCGAGGAAUCACUGUGGAGAAUGCUUUUUCAUUAUUCUCUGCUGCGGUCAGAUACGAUGCAGAGGAUUUAGAAGAAUUCUGCUUUAAGUUUUGCAUCAAUCAUUUGACAGAAGUUACACAGACUGCAGCAUUUUGGCAAAUGGAUGGCCCUCUGCUAAAGGAAUUCAUUGCUAAAGCCAGUAAAUGUGGAGCCUUUAAGAACUGAAGCCAAGGCUGCUGGGUUUUGUGUGAGUGCUCUGGGCACUGGUGAUGGUGUGUCCUUGGUGCUCUGCGGGGGAUGUGAUUCUGCAGGUAAACCAUCAGGUGGUUC
Molossus molossus (Pallas's mastiff bat) is the source of this 1842-nucleotide messenger RNA. It is a transcript of the gene RCBTB1, whose product is annotated as RCC1 and BTB domain containing protein 1. Lineage: Eukaryota; Metazoa; Chordata; Mammalia; Chiroptera; Molossidae. The transcript has 13 exons. The coding region runs from base 67 to 1737 and encodes 556 amino acids. Gene Ontology annotation, molecular function: protein binding. The record is from RefSeq and is a predicted model, not a curated record.